CUUUUUACAAAAUUUAUUUAUGACGAGAAACCUAACGCGACGCCACAAGACAUAUUAGAUACAUACAACCUAAACCUUAUCUAUAUCACUACAACUAAAAACAUAAAACCUGAUGUCAUUCACCAUGUUCGCAAAAUUCAAGAACAUGUUAAUCAAGCAAAAUCUUUGAAAACUAUUGGGGAUUCAUUACUAAAUAUAAGAAGAUUACGGGCAAAAAAAAGGGUAAAUAUAACGGACGAUACACAAGAAGAUUUUCAAACCGCAAGAAUAAAUGAUCGAAUGAACCAGGAAUCUGACAUUUAUGCUAAUUGGAAUAGUGAGGUCGACAAGCAAGUUCAUCUGGACAAUCGGAAAUCACAGGCAACAAAAACCGACAACGAGGAAUCACGAGAUCACAUAUACAAUGAUUUGGAAAUAAGUGAUUUACCUAGGCUAAGUGAGGCCGAUGAUAGUGAAGAAUUACUCAAUUCCAGCCUAUUAGAUACGAAAGAUG
This is a messenger RNA of Dentiscutata heterogama, 493 nucleotides long. NCBI's taxonomy places the organism in Eukaryota, Fungi, Glomeromycota, Glomeromycetes, Diversisporales, Gigasporaceae. The record is from the annotation of a GenBank genome assembly.